AUUCAAAUAUUUUUAAACGCUUACUUGCCUUUAUCCUAACUCGUCACAUCCCACCGUUUUAGCGUUCCAAAGUCCCACACUCUCUCCAUUUUCUCUUCUUCUUGUUCUCCUCCUGGUCUACUUCUUCUUUUUCUCCCUUUCAUGGCAUCUGGACCAGAAGGAACGGAGCCGGUGAACUACCAGACGUGGGUGCUGAAGGUCUCGAUCCACUGCGAAGGAUGCAAGAAGAAAAUAAAAAAAAUUCUGCAUAAAGUCAAAGGGGUUUAUUCUAUAGAAAUCGAUGCACAGCAGAACAGGGCAACGGUCACCGGCAACGUCGACGCUGAAUCCUUAGUUCAAAAGCUUCUCAAGUACGGCAAGCACGCCGAGGUCUUGCCGGAGAAGAAUUCUGCCGGCACAAAUUCCUCCGCCGCCGCCGCCUCCCCCGCUGUGAAAACUGAAGCAAAGGGAAACGAGAAGGCCGGAUCUGGAGCUGCAGCUGUUGCCGCAGUCUCUGCUCCUGAAACAGAGGAGAAAAAGAAAGCGGAAAAGGAAAAGGGGAAAGCCGCUGAGCCUCCGGAGUCCCCGCCGGCAACCGCAGCAGCCUCUGAUGAGGUUACUGCUCCUAAGCCUGAGACUGAUGCAACUUCACAAGCGGAGAAGAGCAUCUCCGAGAAGGCGGCAGCUUCCGACGCCUCCAGCAAGAAGAAGGGUAAGGAAGUGAAAAGAGAAGAAACGAAGCCAGAUGAACGGGAGGUCUCCAGCUCCAACAACGUAACCGUUGCGAAUCCUCCCCCAGCUAUUCCUUCUCCGGCGAACAUUCAGCCGGUUUACACCACGGUUAGUUACCACACCGCUAAUCCGAGCACAAGCUACGCUUACUACGCGGAGCCACCGCCGGAGAUGCCUUCUAGCUACGCCUACCAUGGCAACCUACCGCCUCCACCGGAUUAUCCCCCGCCAGCUGGAUACUCGCCGGAUUCUUAUUAUUACUCGUCGGAAUCAUAUUACCGGUCGUUGGAUCAGCCGUCGUCCUCGGCUGGAUCGUACGAUAUGUUCAACGAUGAGAAUCCAAAUGCUUGCAAACUAAUGUGAUAAUUUUGCUGAUGGAAAAUCGGUGGAAAAAAAUUCGCCGGUUUUUUUUUCUCGGAAUUAUCGGAAUUUUAUUUUUUCUUUCUUUUUUUUAAUGGUUUCUGUGCCUUGUAUUUGUCUUUGGUAAGUUAAUAAAAGAGUGAUGGUGUUGGCUAGU
This is a messenger RNA of Dendrobium catenatum, 1228 nucleotides long. Its product is annotated as heavy metal-associated isoprenylated plant protein 35. The transcript is spliced from 3 exons. The record is from RefSeq and is a predicted model, not a curated record. The coding region runs from base 142 to 1074 and encodes 310 amino acids. NCBI's taxonomy places the organism in Eukaryota, Viridiplantae, Streptophyta, Magnoliopsida, Asparagales, Orchidaceae. Gene Ontology annotation, molecular function: metal ion binding.